CGUUGCGUGUGGUUCUUUAUCUCUCCAUUUUUUUCGAUUGUUUAUAUAUUGAAGCUAUUGAGGGCUUUGAUACAGUCUUUUCUUUUUAAUCUUGUAUUUGGUUUUGGGUUUAUAUCAGUUCUUCUUCUUUAAAGGCUCAAACUUUAUUACUGGGUCUUCAAUUAUUGUAGCUAUAUUGUUGUGAAUUGAUUGCUUUGGCGCUUAUAUUGUUUUUAUUAUUGAAAUUCGGGAAUUGGGUUUUAUCCUUAAAGGUUCCAGCUUUUGGUUGUAACUCAUUUCUUGUCAAUUGUCUAUUGAAAAUUUAGUUGAUUCAUAGGCGUAAUUUUGAGGUUUUGUUAUCUGGGUUGUAUAGUAAUUGAUUCUAUAGUUGGUUUGUUACACUUUGCUAGAGAUCUAGGAAUCAAGAAGUUGGGUUUUCAAAAAAAUUUUGUUUAGGCUACUGGGUUUGGUAGUGUUUCCUGGUUCUGCUGAGAAGCUUGUUACAGAAUAGCAGAACGUUGAAUUCUAUUUAUUCUUAAUCAGAUUUAAAAGAUAUUUUGGUGGUGGAAACUUGCUGCUUUGUAGAAAUUUUUAUAAAAUUUGAAACUGGUAUUUAGUGAAUAUUUUAAGACAAUAAAAAGAUGACAAUUGAAAGUCAUGCUCCAAAGAAGGAGAGAAAGUCAAGGAAGACCAAACCAGUUAAUGAGAAAGCUCCUUUAUUGCCGAAAAGGCAAGAAGAACAUGCUGGUUUUGAUGAGUUUGAUGGAGCUUCCUUUACCGGGGCAGUGUUCAAUUUAUCAACUACUAUAGUUGGUGCUGGUAUCAUGGCACUGCCUGCCACCAUGAAAGUAUUAGGCCUUGGCCUUGGGGUUGCCCUGAUAAUCUUUAUGGCCUUCUUGACUGAGGCUUCAAUUGAGUUGCUGCUUAGGUUUAGCAGGGCAGGGAAGUGUGCAUCCUAUGGAGGACUUAUGGGGGAUGCCUUUGGAAAGUAUGGGAGGAUUAUGUUGCAAGUUGCUGUUUUAGUCAACAAUAUUGGUGUUCUCAUUGUGUACAUGAUUAUCAUUGGUGACGUGCUGUCUGGAACAUCUUCGGGUGGAGCUCACCAUUCUGGUGUGCUUGAGGGCUGGUUUGGAGAACACUGGUGGACUGCACGCACCUUAGUCCUUCUUGUCACAACACUAGCUGUAUUUUCUCCACUUGCCUGCUUUAAGCGAAUUGAUUCUUUAAGCUUCACAUCUGCUUUAUCAGUUGCCCUAGCAGUUGUGUUUCUUGUAAUCACUGUGGGAAUCACAAUCGUCAAGUUGAUAAAUGGAAGUAUAAUGAUGCCCAGAAUGUUACCUAAUGUUACAGACUUGACAUCAUUCUGGAAACUUUUCACUGUGGUCCCUGUUCUUGUUACGGCAUACAUAUGUCACUACAAUGUUCACAGCAUAGAUAAUGAACUUGAGGACUCCACUCAGAUAAAACCAGUUGUGCGGACUUCACUUGCUUUAUGCUCAACUGUGUACAUAAUGACCAGCAUAUUUGGGUUUCUUCUUUUUGGAGAUGGAACUCUUGAUGACGUUCUUGCCAACUUUGAUGCUGACCUUGGCAUUCCUUACAGUUCAUUGCUUAAUGAUGCUGUUCGUGUUAGCUAUGCUGCACAUCUCAUGCUUGUAUUUCCAAUUGUCUUCUAUCCUCUGCGACUCAACUUGGAUGGCCUCCUAUUUCCAUCAGCACGGCCUCUUUAUCAAGAAAAUAUGAGGUUUGCAUCAAUCACCAUUGGGCUAAUCUCUCUGAUCUUCUUAGGUGCUAAUUUCAUUCCAAGCAUCUGGGAUGCUUUCCAAUUCACUGGAGCAACUGCUGCAGUUUGCCUUGGGUUCAUUUUUCCUGCUUCCAUCACUCUUAGGGAUCGUCAUAAUAUAGCAACAAAGAAGGACAAGAUCUUAAGUAUUUUCAUGAUUUCCCUUGCUGUUUUCUCAAAUGCCGUGGCCAUCUACAGUGAUGCCUAUGCCUUGAUUAAAAAGAAUUCAUCACCUCGCCAAUGAUCUGUCAUGUUAACUCCAAACUGUGUAUUGAACCAGGUUAAUUGGCAGAUUCUAUUUCAAUCCAAAGUCUGAAUCCUCUGGGAAUGUGCAAAGUCAGUUGGUAAAGAAGAGGUAUAAUUCAGUUUGCUAAAGAAAGGGUCUCUAAACCCUCUUAAUAUGUGCAUUGUUGUACUGUUUUUGUGCUUUAUUUUGCCAUGGUUGUGUGGAUUAUAAUGAAAUUAUAUAAUGAAACUAUAGAAUUGAAGACAAGAAA
Messenger RNA from Ricinus communis (castor bean), 2259 nucleotides. Its product is annotated as amino acid transporter AVT6A. Gene Ontology annotation, molecular function: amino acid transmembrane transporter activity. The transcript has 6 exons. The record is from RefSeq and is a predicted model, not a curated record. Lineage: Eukaryota; Viridiplantae; Streptophyta; Magnoliopsida; Malpighiales; Euphorbiaceae. Bases 621 to 2006 code for a protein of 461 amino acids. Gene Ontology annotation, biological process: amino acid transmembrane transport.